CUCUGUCCUUCCAGUUUGGGGUGUAAAGUUGACUCUGGUUCUUUUGACUGAGAAUUUUUCUUUCUCUUUUGCCAAAGACCAGAGUCUGCCCUUCUGCUGGAAGAAAUGUUUUCUUUCACCGGUGCUCCUUGCUUUAUCUCUGGUAAUUUUAAAAAAUCCUGCUAAAUUCACUAGUACAUUCUGGACGGGAGAACAGAGAAACAGGAAGAAGGGAGCUGGAGGAGGCAGACAAGCCGGUAGAGUGAUCGAAAGUAAAAGAAAGCUUCUUCCUGGAGUCCCCGCCCCCCACCAGUCUGUUUUUCGGGGAUUUUCUCCCCUGUGGACGAGUCUUGGAUAUUGAAGCAUUUGGAAUUAGGCAGUUUGGGGGACGUGGUGACUGGGAUGGUUCCGGAAAAGGUUGGAUCAGAUGCACAGACAGUCAUAGAAGAGACCUGCGAGGAAGGUGCUGCUGUUGUGAGAGACCCAGGAUUUGCCUCUGGUUACUUCUCCUACCUUUUGACAAGGAUGGAUUUCAACAAAUGUCUUUACGAUAUUGGGGAACAACUGGGCAGCGAUGAGUUGUCCUCCCUCAAGUUCUUAUGUCUGGAAUAUAUCCCACAAAAGAAGCAGGAGCCCAUCAAGGAUGCCUUGAAGCUAUUCCAGACACUUCAGGAAAAGGGAAUGUUGGAGGAAAACAAUCUGUCCUUCUUGAAGGAGUUGCUUUUCCGAAUUAAUAGACUGGACCUGCUGACCACUAUCCUGAAUACCAGCAAGGAGGAUAUGGUGUGGGAACUUCAGAUUCCUGGCAAGGCCCAGAUUUCUGCCUAUAGGGUCAUGCUUUUUCAGAUUUCAGAAGAUGUAAACAAACUGGAAUUGAAGUCUUUUAAGUUUCUUUUGAGCAAGGAUAUCUCCAAGUGUAAGCUGGAUGACGACAUGAGCUUGCUCGACAUUUUCAUAGAGAUGGAGAAGAAGCUCAUCCUAGGAAAGAGAAACCUGGGAACCCUGAAAAAUAUCUGUGAACAAAUCAACAAGAGCCUGCUGAAGAUCAUUAAGAAUUAUGAAGAAUUAAGCAGAGAGAGAAGAAUGAGUCCUGAAAGAAGUCCAGAUGCACUUUCAAAUGGGGAGGAGUCCUUCGGGAUGUUGACAUUGUCGGACUCUCCAGGAGAACAGGACAGUGACUCACAGACAUCAGACAAAGUUUACCAAAUGAAAAAUAAACCUCGGGGAUACUGUUUGAUCUUCAACAACUAUGAUUUUAGCAUGGCACGGAAGGAUAUGCCCAAGCUCCACAACAUUAAGGAUAGGAAAGGAUCAGAUUUGGAUGAAGAGGCUUUGAGCAAGAUCUUUAAGGAGCUUCAUUUUGAAAUAGUAUGUUACAAAGAUUCUACAGCCAAGGAAAUCUGUGAAGUUCUAAAAUUCUACCAAAGUGAAGACCACAACAAUAAAGACUGUUUCAUCUGCUGUAUCCUCUCGCAUGGAGAUGAGGGCAUAAUCUAUGGCACUGAUGGACAGAAGGUCUCCAUCUUUGAGCUGACCUCUUAUUUCACUGGUUCAAAGUGCCCUUCCCUUGCUGGGAAACCUAAAGUCUUUUUUAUUCAGGCUUGUCAAGGGGAUAACUACCAGAAAGGUGUACUUGUUGAAACCGACUCAAAGCAGAAGGACCCCUACUUAGAGAUGGAUUUAUCAUUUCAAAAGAGUUAUAUCCCAGAUGAAGCUGACUUUCUGUUGGGGAUGGCCACUGUGAGCAACUGUGUUUCCUAUCGAAAUCCCAUGGAGGGAACCUGGUAUAUCCAGUCCCUUUGCCAGAGACUGAGAGAAAGAUGUCCUCGAGGCGAUGAUAUUCUCACCAUCCUGACUGAAGUGAACUAUGAAGUGAGCAAUAAGGAUGAUAAGAAGAACAUGGGGAAACAGAUGCCACAGCCCACUUUUACAUUAAGGAAAAAACUCUUCUUUCCUCUUGAUUGAUGUUACAUCAUUGUGUAACACUAUGCUUUAUUUAUUAAGUAUUUUUUUAUUUGUUCUAAUUAGUGUUAGUUAAUUAUAAAAUAUUGACUGCACUUUUGUUUUUAAGGCAGGGAGGGAAUGAGGAACUAAGUACUUUUUUUUCAUAAAAAAUUGUGUUUUUAAAUAUACAACAUUAUCUUCAAUUAUUACAUCAAAACCAUUUUGUCCAUACAAAGCAUUACUAUAAUCAAUUCACUUUAUGCAUUUGAAUCAAGAACAUUUUAAUUCUUAUAUGAAUUCAAGUCCUGGCUAUGCAAUAUCAGCCACUAUUAGACAUUUACAGUUAUGGUAUAAUUUUAACUGUAUUUUUAACAAGAUGAAAAAGUAUACUUAAAAGUAAAUAAAAACUUAAUUCCUCUCUUUUCAAGCCAUCUAAUACACUACUUUCAAAAUAUUUAAAUUUGGAAAAUUAAGUUUCUAAAUAUUAGAUGUCCCUAAAUUCCUUUCUGAUAUUUCUUCUUUCUUUUCCCUUCAAUGCUGGUGAUUGGAGCCAAGCAAAGGCUCUCUUAUUGAGUUACAUCCUCAGCCUUUUUUUUUUUUCAUUUUGUUGCUCUUUCACAUACCUUUUCAUAUGCUUGUAGGAUUCAGUGUUCUUGCUAAUGAAGCAUUUUAAUAUUUCAUAUAUUUGUAUCCAUUUUUUUCUUUCAGCUCAUUUCAUGCUUUUAAGAGUAUUUUUAAAUUUUUAAAAAAACAUUUUUAAUAAAAUAAAAUGUAAUUUUAUCUUACUGCUCCUUAGA
This is a messenger RNA of Marmota monax (woodchuck), 2720 nucleotides long. RefSeq names its product caspase 8 (gene Casp8). Gene Ontology annotation, biological process: regulation of apoptotic process; proteolysis; apoptotic process. The transcript has 10 exons. The record is from RefSeq and is a predicted model, not a curated record. NCBI's taxonomy places the organism in Eukaryota, Metazoa, Chordata, Mammalia, Rodentia, Sciuridae. The coding region runs from base 382 to 1944 and encodes 520 amino acids. Gene Ontology annotation, molecular function: protein binding; cysteine-type endopeptidase activity.